This is a messenger RNA of Macadamia integrifolia, 825 nucleotides long. Its product is annotated as nodulin-related protein 1-like. The record is from RefSeq and is a predicted model, not a curated record. The transcript has a single exon. Gene Ontology annotation, biological process: regulation of abscisic acid biosynthetic process; response to heat. NCBI's taxonomy places the organism in Eukaryota, Viridiplantae, Streptophyta, Magnoliopsida, Proteales, Proteaceae. The coding region runs from base 162 to 671 and encodes 169 amino acids.
GGCAAUGUUAUCCAUAAUAGUAUUUCAUCUUCAUCUCUAUCCCAAAACAGAAACCCCCCUCUCUCUCUCUCUCUCUCUCUCUAGAUCUCUAGAUCUCUAGCUCUCUAGCUCUCUUUAAGCAAUCAAGCUCUAGAGCUUAAUUUCCUAUCAGGAAUCAACCUAUGGAGUCUUUUCUUGGUGGGAAACCCAAGGAGUCGCAUUCUGAGGAGCAACACACAAGCCACGGCCAGAAGCACCCACCUUCCAACUCGGAACUUAUGUCCAGUGCCAAAUUGUUGGCUGAUGCUGCGAAAUCCGGCUACGGCCAUGAGAUGGAAAAGAUUGAUAAAGGAAAAGUCGCUGGCGCCGCUGCUGAUCUGCUUAGUGCCGCCUCCCAUUACGGCAAGCUAGAAGAUACGGGUCUGGGAAAGUAUGUGGAGAAGGGUGAGCAGUACCUUCAUCAGUACUCCACCACUACUACAACUACCCAUUCAACCACUAGUACUGAUUCAACAGGAAAUGCAACCCACUCCACUUCCCACACCACAACUACUUCAGAAUCACAUCCAAGUGGUCAUGGUAGUGGUGGUCAUGAUGAGAGCGGUGGUGGUGGUGGUGGUGGUCAUAGUGAGAGCGGUGGUGGGUAUGGGGACUACAUCAAGAUGGCUCAGGGCUUCCUCAAGAAGGACUGAUUUCUUCUGUUGGCUGUCUCAAUAAUUUUCAUAAUUAAUGUUUUUAGUUAAAAUCUCGCUUGGGGUGUGGUCCUGUAUCAGGACUUGUAUGUGAUGUUAGUGCUCACCUAUGUUCUAUUUAUCCUCCAAAAGUUAUGGAUUUUAGCAACUAUCA